Messenger RNA from Cajanus cajan (pigeon pea), 423 nucleotides. The record is from RefSeq and is a predicted model, not a curated record. Lineage: Eukaryota; Viridiplantae; Streptophyta; Magnoliopsida; Fabales; Fabaceae.
AUGGAAGGGAAACAAAGUCGCCUCUCUCUCUUCCACCACCAACCCCUUCUUCCUCUUUCUCUAAUUGGAGGCUCAAUCACUGGAAUCUCCAAACACCUUCCUCUUCUAACCAUCGCCGUGUUCUCUAUCACUGCUUUGACUCGUGGCACCCCGCACUCCCACUCUCACGCGCUGCAAAUUCGCCAACGUCUCCGUCGCUUAAACCAAAUUCGACAAACAAUUCGCGCCCACGCCGUCUCAGUUUCUCCGCCACCCGCUCGCGGUGGUCGCAUUGAUCCCCAAAGACGCCGACCUGUUCCUCGCCGACACCGCCGCCAAAAACGUCACCGCCCCCUCGACUGCAUCAAGCUACUCAUGCAUACUCACGACGUGCUAGUUGGGCAAGAAAGUGCGAAGAAGGCGAUUGGUCUCAUUGAGGCAUGA